This is a messenger RNA of Adineta steineri, 546 nucleotides long. Lineage: Eukaryota; Metazoa; Rotifera; Eurotatoria; Adinetida; Adinetidae. The record is from the annotation of a GenBank genome assembly.
AUGAGUAUCAAAAAUAAUACUACAUCUCCGACGACAACGUCUCGCAGAACUCACCGUUGGGAUCCAUUAGAACAGAGUGAAAAACAGAAAUUCUGUGUCCAAAGUAAACCACCGCUUUCACUUCGUCAAUUUCUUCGAUCUACUAUAACCAGCAAUCCAGACGGUAAACAUUGGAAGCCAGCUGGAAUGUAUCAUGGAUCUCUUGUCCUAGAAGACCCACCUACGAAAGCACCGGAUACUCUGCCUAAGAUUAUUAUAAAAGGACGCAAAGAUUCACGUCCUGUUUGGUCUCCACCUGGUGUUGUUAAAUUCAAACGACCUGCGUCCUCGAAGGAAGAAAACAAACCACCAAAAUCUGAACAUACUACAACUGAGUCCGAAGACACUCGUGUAAAAGUGACUCCAUGGUAUCCUUCUGGUAAUCCAUAUUACGAACCAGUAACAUAUUUUGAUGCGCCAAGUUUGAGAUGGUCAUCUCAACAAAUAAAACAAUCAAUGCCCGAAUUCAAAUCGAUCCCAAAUAAUUCAUCAACAAAUCCGAAGUAA